GCAUGACGGAAGAUGUAGUAAUCUUCAACUGGCUAGAAAACGUUCUUGUGCCGGAAAUAAACUACAACUACCACAAGUCUUUCCGCGUACGUCAUUUUUUUCUUUUUCACAAACAACAAUGGCGUCGCACGGAGCAGAUGCGGGUUCCUCCAAGCCCAUAGCGUCUUCGGAGGAGCAGCAGAGAGAGAGAAAACCAGCGGCCGUGUCGUUUGGUUUCACCAAAACAGCCAGUAAAUUUAAACCGUUGACGAGCGACGCUCAGGCCAAGAAAGAUGACAGAGAUUACCUGACAGGAAUUCAUGGAAAUGAGCUGCAAAGUUCAAAGCCAAGUGAGAAACCCAAGGAGCUCAUCAUCCCUCUGAUCCAGAAGAACCGCUGGCACAAGCCGGACCAAGUGGGCCAGAACUCAGAAAAUGGAGGCAAAACAGAAAACACAACCCAAGACAAUGACUCUGUGGAGUCUCAAGCUGUUAAGGAGCUCAUUGAAGAUUCGCGGAGGCAGCUUGAUCUGUGGCAAAAUGGCCCUAAGUCAGAAAACAUAAACCUCUCCAUCCCCCUGUUAAUGCAAAACAAAGUGCCAGAAGGCUUUGAGGAUGGAGACCAAGUAAAGGUGGACCUGAGGCCUGAAUCUUCAACAGAGGCAGAUUAUGAGCGUGUUCCUGUUGAGGCUUAUGGACUUGCAAUGCUUAAAGGGAUGGGUUGGAAGAAGGAGGAAGGCAUUGGACGUACCUUUAAACAAGAUGUGAAGCCAAUUGAGCACCAGCUGCGUCCGAAAGGAUUGGGUCUUGGAGCAGAUCGUUCGGCAGCAAAGGACCUGGAGCCCAGCAAACAUCAGCGUCCUCCAAAGCCAGGCGAGGAGCGGGGAAAGGAGGAGGAGCUAGUGAUGGGUCCCGGGGGUUGUGUGCUGGUACAGUCGGGGCCACAUAAAGAUCUCUAUGGCAAGAUAGAAGGUGUUGAUCCAGACAAUGCUCGAGUCAUGGUGAAGUUGGCUAUUGGCAGCAAGGUUGUGACGAUUAGCCAAUACGCCAUUAAACUGGUGGAGCGCAAGGAAUAUGAGAAAUACAGCAAAGAUCUCAGUCGCCUCAGUAAAGCCCACAAAGACAAGGAAAGGGAGAAAGAGAAGGGAAAGGAUCAAGAGAGAGAGCGUCAGAGGCGGGAGGAGAACGAGAGUAGUAGUAACAGCGACAAAGUAAAACACAAGUCCUCAGAAAGAGAUCGAGAAAAAGACGAGAAGAAGAGGAAACACAGAGAAUCAAGUCAAGACAGAGAUAAGCCUCCAGUGAAAGAAGCAAGGCGACCACCAGCUCCCCCGUCCUGGCUCCAGAGAGACCUGAAAGUUCGCUUUAUAGACAAAGUGUUCAAAGGGGGCAGGUACUACAAUUCAAAGAUGCAAGUGGAGGAUGUCCUGACGCCGUCUACCUGUGUGUGCCGAACUGAAGAGGGAAGACUGUUAGACGAUGUGAAGCAGGACAUGCUGGAAACUAUUGUCCCAAAAAGUGAAUAUGAUUCUGUAAUGGUGGUACUGGGUGAGCACAAGGGAAAGGUUGGCCGUAUUCUUCAGCGGGACAAGAACAAGUGCAGAGCGAUGGUCCAGCUCGACAGAUACGAGGAUAAAGUGUUCACAUUGGACUAUGACUCCAUUUGUCACUAUGUUGGGGCAGCAGCAGACCACUGAUUUCUGAUGUUUACUGUAAUAUUCACUGUCCUUUUUCCAUCGACUUCUUCCCAGCUGUUUUUUUUGUUUUGUUAGUUAUUAUUCAAGUAUUAUGGAUUUUAAAAGAUUGCAAUUUUGUAAU
Molecule: messenger RNA, 1796 nt
Organism: Pundamilia nyererei
Lineage: Eukaryota; Metazoa; Chordata; Actinopteri; Cichliformes; Cichlidae
Gene: gpkow
Product: G patch domain and KOW motifs
Exons: 11
Coding region: 119-1675 (518 amino acids)
Biological process (GO): mRNA splicing, via spliceosome
Cellular component (GO): spliceosomal complex
Molecular function (GO): nucleic acid binding
Source: RefSeq, a predicted model, not a curated record